GAUUUCGCGCUCGAAGUACGUGUGUUUCGAUAGAUCAAUUUUCGUGUUACGUGACAAAGUAAGGUAUUAAAAACUAAGUGUCUUAAUUCAAUAAAAAACAUUGAAUAACUGGCCGUUAAAAUAAAAAAUAAAGUUGUGUGUGAAAUAGUUUUUAAAUUUCGAAUUCAUCUGAUUUAUUUUUUGAAAGUUUUCAACUGAGCGAUGUCAAGCGUGAGAGCCAUCGCGUAACGCCGUGAGGUGUACAGCGACCGUGGCUAAGCUAGCACUUAUGAAGCGCAAACUAUGUGCCACACCAGCUUUCACCUGUGACGACGAUAUGGAAGAGCUCAAUGUCGCAGCUCUAUCUAGACGGAAGGAGUCAGCGGCUCCGCUGACGGGCGAGAGAGAUGGAACGAUAUUUCGCACCGCUCUCAACUAUCCACUUGCGUUGGUUUUAAGGCUCAGAGUAUUGCAGAUAGUAUGCGGCAUAUCAACCAUGGUCAUGGGUAGCGUGGCCUUUAUAGAAGAACGGCAGAAGUUCAACAUGGGGCUGGGUAUUCCGGCCGGUGGUAUCAGUGUGCUUGCUGCAGCGGUAUCAAUCCAUACAUCGCGGGGUUGGAGCGCUGUGUCGAACCCCGCGGGAGCGGGAGCGGGCGCGGCGAGCGUUUUGUGGGCCGCCGCGGCUUGCUUGCAGUUCGCAUUGGUCGUUCAGUGCUGUAGAACUAUACUGGAUCCUUCUGGACUUGUUCAUGGGGAUGGACCGGACGAAGAAGACUCAGCGCCCUCAUCUCGAGAUUUAAUAGUGAUCGCGUGUGUACAAAUCGCUCUGGCCGCAGCUACACUCCUCAGCGCCGCGAUAUGCGCUCGGAUAGACUGCGGCGCAUGACGCGAACCCGUGCGGACGCUCACACGACGACGAGUGAGUGAAGCGCCCGCGGUCGCUACCUGCGCCGCUCCUCCCGACAACGUAUCGCCACCCGACAUCACAGUGGAACGAGAGAAGGGCGGACGUGUAGCAUGGCUAAUAUAACUGUACUCACUACUAUUUUCAGCGUACAUAACUACUUUUGUAAAGUGCAACAUGUAUAUUGUUUGUUCAUAAGGUAAAUAUAAAACUUUAAAUAAAUAACAAAUAGUGCAAACUUUGGUAAUAAAAAGUACAUUUCAUUCGAAUAUUUGCUUUACGAGUAUUGUCUACAUUCAACUGAGUUUAAGUAACGUUCCGAAUUGAAUUGUUUUCUUCUGAGUGUAACGAGAUAUUGUUGAUUUUAUAGGUUUGUUUACUGUUACAAUAAGUAUGACCACUUGCUACGAUAAAAAUAAAUUUGCACUGCAAUAAUACUUACUAAUAUUAUAAAUGUGAAAGUGAAUUUGUUUAUUACCUUAUAAUUCCUUAAUGGGUAUAUGAGUUACAGAAGGCUGUAGGCUAUUUUUCAUCCCAAUCUGUAAACAUAUCUCGCGGACGAAGUCAUGGUUAAAAGCUAGUUUCAAAUAAACGUAGGAAUUUUCUAGAUUAAGGCGAUUGUAGUGAUCUCUAGACUGAAACAAAUAUGAUCGAGUAUUUACGAAUCAAAACAGCAGGAGGCAAGCUUUACGGGAGCGAGUCUUUUAAGGUAAUCGUUUUUCAUUUUCAAUUUAGAAUGCAAAUUGUUUACUUUGUGAUUUCCUUAUGUUUUUAUUCAUGUUAUUAAUGCUGACAUAGAAAGCUCAAUAUAGAGCGUCACAACCGCUCAAAACUAAGGGUCCUGAAUGAUCCCGAAACUAAUCGACCAUUUUCGAUUAAAUUACACGUAAGUUAAACCGAUAGUUAUAAUAACCGAUAUUAAAUUAUAAUGUGUACUGAUAAAACUUUUAGCAUAAAAACUUUGUCUCCACCAUAUAAAAAACAAAAUACUUUCAAAUUAACAUUCAAAUUUAAAUCAUCUUUUCUAUUAUUAUUUAUUCUUUAUUGCACAAUAAAAUUUUGUACAAGUGGCGAGCUUAAUGCCAUAUGGCAUUCUCUACCAGCUAACUAUUGGGUGAAAACAGAAAGCGUAUGAAGGGCAGAUGUGGUGAAAAAUAUGUGACAAUUAUAGUAACAUUUUAUUCAAAUAGAAUUGUUUACAAUCACUUUUAAAUCGUCAUUUUUUUUUAAUCUACUGCAGGGUUUUGAACGUUGUUAUCUAUUGAGAAGAGCCCGCAAGAAACUCACCGGUUACUCUUUUAAAUCUCUGUUAAUAUUAUGUGUAUUUAUUUAAAUGUACUAAGUCCAAAAUUACAUGGUCGUUAAAAGCCCAUGCAUGAUCGACUAACACCAUGCAGAUUUGUCAUUCAAGUAAUCGUCUAGUGUGUAAUGGGCUUUGUUCAAUAAGUGUUUUUUAAUAACAGUUUUAAACUUAUUAGAAGGCAGAUCCAAAAUAUCCUUCGGUAUCUCAUUAUAAUAUUAUUAUUUACUGCAAACAUUGCAUUGUAAAACACCGACAGAGCAUUGUCGUAAUGCAUAAAACAGUUCAUCUCAAUCAAACUGGGUGCCCAGUUCUCGGAACUUUCAUUUUAUUUGUUCCGCUUCACUCAAGAAAUUGCACAUUUAAAUUGAGAAAGUUCCAGUCUUGUGAUAACGCUCUUAGAACGGAAACUCUCUACAGUGAGGGAAAACAACAAUCUCUGUAAUACAAUGAAGUAAUUAAAAAGUUAUUGUAUAAAGAUGUUUUUUUAUGCACACAAAAAAGAACUUAGCAAAGGUUCCAUAUUUUAAAUACACUAUCGGAAUUUCGUCGUGUGGGUCCUGGCAUAGAAUGGGCCCAUUCCUUUCCCAUGGAUGUCGUAGGAGGCUAUUAAGGAUACUUAUGGCCCAAGGAUGGGCAGCAGCGUUUUUCUUAGAACAUCACCAAAGUCCUGACUGCGGUUGCCAAUCCGCCUAGUAAGCAUGGCUACUGACAAAAUUCUCCUUAUAGGAAAGUUUAACAGUGGACAGUUAACGUAGUAAAAUGUAGGUUUGGUACAGGUACCUACAUAUAUACAUAAACGAAAUUUAUUUGGUUGCAUCUAACUUUGGUGUGCAAUUAUCACUAAUCAAAUAAAACUGGGCUGUAUAGGUUAAGUUCCUUUUACAAAAAUUAAAAAAUAACAAGUUUCGAAUGGUCAAGCCUGCAUUACUUCAAUUAAAAAAUUUAUUGUAUAAAAUUUAUGCAACUCGUUCAUUAAAUUUAAAAAUUUUAAAAUAUAAAGUAAAUAAAUCUUUUUUGAUACUUAUAAAUAUCGAUAUUUUAAACAUAAUCAUAUUAUAAAUAGUUAUAUAUCACUGUGAAUAACAUUUAUUUUAUUUUGUGGAUACUAGAUAAUUGCAUAGAUUCAUUUUCAGUAUCGUUAUUCUAAAGACAGUAUUACCUCUUAAAUAAGGUAGCGAUUACUUUUUUGAUGAAGAUAUAAUUUUAUUAUAACAUUGAUUUAUUAGGCAAGAAAAUAGAUAUUAUUACAGUCUACAUUACUCCAUAUUAAAUAAUUUGAUAUUAUUUUAUGAAAAAAAAUAUCUACAUUGAAACUUCCGACAAAUUUUUUACAAUAUAUGUAAACUCAACUUCAAUUUUUUUCAAUAGUAAGUACACACCUACUUUUAAAAAUCGAACAAAAACGUGUUUAUUUCUAUAAGUACAUGGAAAAUUAAUUUUGGCGCGCAAUUACUAUUAAUCUGACAAGAAGAAAUUGAGUAGUCUGUGUUACUUUAAAAAAAAAAUUGAAAAAAAAAACUAAUAAAUAGGUUUCAUUGCAAUGCUCUAUAACAGGCGAAUUUAUAAUAAAUUCUUCUAUAAAUUGUCUCCCGCUGUUUUAUAUUUAAAUGGAGAGAUACUUUAUUUUCUGUUUAAAAAGUAACCAUUAUCUAAGCAAAUAAAAUAACAAAAUGGACAAUGUUUUACUAUAUAAUAAAAUUGUAAUAUUACAAGAGAUUCAAUUAUCAUAAUGUAAAUAAAUAGAAUAAUAACUGGAAAAUUUUCUAUUACAGUAAUAGAUAAGUUUAGUUGAUACUGGUUACAAUUUAACUGUAAAUAUUUAACUGUAAUGUAAUAACGAUAAGAGACUAUGUUGUAAAAUAGAACUAGAA
This is a messenger RNA of Galleria mellonella (greater wax moth), 4057 nucleotides long. RefSeq lists its product as uncharacterized. NCBI's taxonomy places the organism in Eukaryota, Metazoa, Arthropoda, Insecta, Lepidoptera, Pyralidae. Bases 269 to 865 code for a protein of 198 amino acids. The transcript is spliced from 6 exons. The record is from RefSeq and is a predicted model, not a curated record.